Molecule: messenger RNA, 891 nt
Organism: Spirometra erinaceieuropaei
Lineage: Eukaryota; Metazoa; Platyhelminthes; Cestoda; Diphyllobothriidea; Diphyllobothriidae
Source: the annotation of a GenBank genome assembly
AUGGUUCAACCCUUAGAAAAUCCCUUAGCAUGGAAGUACGGACUAACAUUCAAUGAAGCCAUAAGUGUUAUUGCUGCUAGAGAAAUCAAACUUCUUGGUCACGAGGUACCCAAGGGCAACGUUAGGCCGGGUCCGGAUCGUCUGAGGCCCUUGAGUGGAUUGGCUCCUCCACAUGAUCUUGAGCCUCAACAACGAGCUGUGGGACUGUUUGUUUACUACUCACAAUGGAUACCUCACUUUUCGGACAAAAUUCAUCUGCUAAUCCGUAAAAAAACUUUCCCUUUAUCAUUGGAGGUAAUUGAAGCAUUUGAGGCUCUUAAGGAGGAACUUGCGAAGGCCACAGUGGCCACUUUUCAGCACGAUACCCCAUUAGUUGUCCAGACUGAUAGCUCAGACGUCGCAAUCGCUGCCACACUGAAUCAGAAUGGGCAACCAGUUGCGUUCUGUUCACGUAGCCUUUCUCCAACUGAAAGACAUCAUUCAGCUAUAGAUGAAGAAGCAUACGCCGCAGCAGAAUACAUACGCAAAUGGAAGCACUUCUCCCUCUGUCAUCACUUUAAACUCAUCACGGAUCAGCGUUCUGUUGCCCUUAUCUUCGGCAAUCAGCAAAAAGGCAAGGUAAAGAAUGAUAAGAUCGUACACUGGAGGUUGGAGCUGUCACCAUUCAAAUUUGACAUUGUCUACCGACCUGGUAAACGAAAUCGAGCGGCGGAUACGCUUUCCCCCAAUUUCCGUGGUGCCCUACUAACCAGUGUCGAUCUGAAAGUAUUACACGGGCCACUUUGUCAUCCCGGUGUCUCUUGGCUUUCACACUUUGUUCGAGCUCGGGAUCUCCCAUUUUCGAUGGAAAAGAUUCGUAAUGUCGUCGCUAAAUGUCAGGCCUGCUGUUAA